This is a messenger RNA of Porites evermanni, 2547 nucleotides long. The record is from the annotation of a GenBank genome assembly. Lineage: Eukaryota; Metazoa; Cnidaria; Anthozoa; Scleractinia; Poritidae.
AUGCCAAAAGGUCGUUGCACAUUUCCACUCAGCUCGUUGGCGCUGACAAGAAGCGGAGAUAAAGGAAACUCUGUGAACAUAGGUAAUACUAUCACAAUCAUAUUCUGUGUCUUUUUUCCCCUUGGAGGCGUCCGUACAUUCUUAGCCUGUGUAGCUGGCGGUAUUGUGUGGGUGCGAGAUUAAAGUUUUGGCGGCGGAGCCGUGUUCCAAAAAAAGGGGUGACGGCUCCGCCAUCAAAUCGCACUCGACUAUAUUACAACGGCUCCGCCGCCAAAUCUCACUCGACUACUACACAAUACCGCCAGCUACGCAGGCUAGUACAUUCUUAUCUGGAUAAGGCGACAGAGAAAUGCUGACCACGUGAAUCACCUGAUCAUGCGACACACCGGUAGGCCAGUACCUUAAUCAUGCGCGCGGUAAGGAAGACACUUUUAGGGUAUUUGCAGAGCCUCCCGUGUUUUAUUCAAAGAAAAUAAGAUCAGCGAACGAUUUGAGGGUUUUAUCGGCAACGAAAACAAAAGAGAGAACGCAAGCGCUGGUUAUAGAAUGAACGAGAAAUGCAAAUACAGUAAGAAGAGUAACCGAGUGCAGUACUUGCAUUUCUCGGGAGAAGUAAUUUUGAAAUUUUAUGUUGGUGGAGGUUUAACUCAUUUGAGUUGUACACCAACUUAAUUUUUUAUCUUUACAGGUGUUAUUGCUCGUCACCCUUCUUAUGUUCCCUUUAUCCGUGCUGCUCUUACCGAGGAGUCUGUAGAAAAAUACUUCAAGCAUUUAUUUCCCUCAUUACCAGAAGCAGGACGUUGUCGAGUAAAACGGUAAAGAAACUUCCGUUGUAGGUUAUCCCGCGUAAGAAGCGUUUCCGUGCGGUUUGUGAGCAAAGAACGAGGAACGAGAGUCAAAGACCACGCGAAAAAUGGGGCGAUUAAAACAGCGGGGAGGGCUCUCGUUCCAUUUUUCGCGCAGCCAAAACCGAAAAUCCCGUUCCACGUCGUUCCUCGGUCUUUCUUUGCUCCGAAAUCACACGGAAACGGUUGCUACGCAGGCUAGUUGCAGGUAGACUUUGACCUAUGUUGGCGCUUAGUAUCUUGGUGGUUUGUGCGGCUUAACUCUUUCUCUCCCAAUCGUCCUUAACGUCACUAAGUGAAUAAAUUGAAAAAAAAAAAUUACUUUAGAUAGUUUGUUUUGAAAAACGCUACAAAAGGAACGGUACUAUGUAUUAAAAGCACCGUUGAAUAACGUUCUCUUCAAUGUCACGCCACAGGAUUUUAUCCACGACUCAAAAGAUAGAACUAGGGGUCAUCAGUUACAGCAGUUAACUGUGCUUGUUAUAGGUAUUUUAUAGUGCUUUUAAAACAACUGAAUUAAUUUAUUUAAUUAAUCUACUUUGUGGUCUUUGCAGAUACGAACUUCCAGGAAUCAAUGCGUUUAACUUUGUUCUAGAGGACGCGUUAGGAGGUGGCGGUGUAACAUCUUUACGUAGCGAUCCACAGGUAAAAUGGAAAGGUUCUUUUGGGGGAAUUUAGUUAAAAGAAUUUUCUGAGUGAUUGGGGCCCUUGCUCUCCCAAACUGCUUUGCGAGUCGGGUUGAACCAAAAAAAAAAAGCGCUGGUUAACGCCAAGGUAGCAAAGGAAAAUUUCAGUUUAUAUUUAUCGUACAGUCACGCCCUAUGUGAUAUAUUGUUCUCUUUUUUUGUGAAUUCAUAACUUAACAGUCUAAAAAUCACAUUCACCUAAAACUGUUUAGGUGAACACCGCGAACCAAUUGUCCACUGACUUUCUGAAUCGAUCAUUAGCUCACUUGCUGUCUCCCUCGCUGAUUGGUUGAUUGCUGGACUAUUUGACCGAUUGACUGAUUGAUUACCCUUUAUUACAACAUUAAUAGGCCACUUGCUCGAUGAUAUCUUUUUACUACUAAGACCACAUUUCAGGACGUCUUUUCCUUUCAUGAGGUCUCGUGAGGUUAAAAUAAUGAAGGCCCUAAUUUGCAAAGGAAAGCAAAACCCUGAAGGAUUUUGGUAGUAGGAGUAAAAUGACGCUAUUGUGCAAAUGACCCUUUCAGGUACGGAAAAACGGGCACCAAAAAUCAUGCAACUUGUCUUGCAACAUUGCUGCGAAACGAGUUGAAUAGCGACUUUGCGCGUAUUACCACCCACAUCAAACCUGUUUUGCAUCAAAUAAGGUUGUUAACAGUUUUUAACGUGAGUUAUAAAACGCGCAACAUCGCUUUUCACCUCAUUUUGCAACAAUGUUGCAAAACAAGUUGCACGUUUUUUGUUGCCCGUUUUACCGAAGCUUUAGUUGUUUCAUUGAUAAUGCUUUUAAAAAAGUAUUUGUUUGCGAAAAGAAGAAUUCUCUUCUAUUCCUUUUUCCUCGUUUUAUACCUUCUGAUUCACGGUAGCGAUUCUUUAUUCAUGUAUUCAUUGUCACGUUUUUCUCAGUGAAUUUAUUUUUUUCAUUGCAGGGCAAGGCACUUGGUCAGAUGCUGCUAGAUUUUAGGAUAAAGAAUGUUCCUGACAUUUUACCAUCUAUUAUUGAACCAAACCUAUAA